AUGUCUUCGAUCAUCCGCACCGUUCUCGCGCUCAGCGCUGCCGCCGCCAUCGCCGUCGCUCAAGACCCAAACUCCCCACCCCCCAAGCUCGACGCCCCCUGCGCCGAUGCCAUUAUCUUCAUGGCCCGCGGUAACACUGCGCCGUACCAUGACUACCGUACAUUCCCCUUCGCCGACGCUACGUGCGCCAAGCUAAGGGCUGAGGGCAAGACCUGCGACUACAUUGAGGUCGUGUUCCCGUACGGCGGCGACUACUGCAAACAAAUUGGCGAGGGAGUCCGCAACGGUCUUGACCAGAUCACUGCUUUCAACAAGAAGUGCCCGUGCACGCACCUGAUCCUCAAUGGCUUCUCUCAGGGUGCCUGGAUCAUGGGAGAUGUCCUUGCUGGACCGGGUGGAUGCUCGCAGAUCACCACUGGUCUCGACCCUGCCGCGGCUCCUGGUAACGCUAUCGCUGCUGCUCUCCUCUGGGGCGAUGUCAAGCACGAGGCUAACAUGCCAUACAACGUUCUCGACGGCUCUGAUCUACAGAAGAAUGGUCGCGACGCCACCUCUCUUGCGCGCCUGAACCGCUUCGCACCUGUUCUGCGCUCUUACUGCUCUAAGGGAGACCCGAUCUGCGCCAACGGCGACGACGUCGAGAAGCACCUGAGCUACUUUGAGAAGUACACCGAAGACGCCUCGAACUGGGCCGUUGGAAAGCUCAAUGCCGCCGCCCCUCUGUGUGCUGCUCCCACACCUACGCCCAGCGCUUCUUCUUCUGCCGUCGCCUCGUCUGUUCGCGUUGCCGCUGUUGCAUCUUCGAGCGCUGUCACAUCUUCCAGCGCUGCUGCUUCUUCGAGCGCUGCUUCUUCCUCUGGCGCUGCUGCUCCUUCUGGCUCUGCCGCUUCCUCUGGCUCUGCCGCUUCCUCUGGCGCUGCUGCUUCAUCUGGUGCUGCUGCUCCCUCUGGCGCUGCCGCUUACUCUGGCGCUGCCGGUUACCCUGGCGUUGCUGCUUCCUCCAGUGUCGCCGCUCUUCCCGCUCAGCCUACAUCUCCAGUUUACGUUGCUCCCUUCACUGCUCCCAUGUCAUACAAGGCUAUGUGCGUUCCCCGCAUCACGAUCAAGUAUCACUACGUUUAA
Molecule: messenger RNA, 1122 nt
Organism: Alternaria novae-zelandiae
Lineage: Eukaryota; Fungi; Ascomycota; Dothideomycetes; Pleosporales; Pleosporaceae
Exons: 2
Coding region: 1-1122 (373 amino acids)
Molecular function (GO): hydrolase activity
Source: RefSeq, a predicted model, not a curated record